Mobula hypostoma (lesser devil ray) is the source of this 5352-nucleotide messenger RNA. It is a transcript of the gene arsg, whose product is annotated as arylsulfatase G. The record is from RefSeq and is a predicted model, not a curated record. The transcript is spliced from 13 exons. Bases 377 to 1960 code for a protein of 527 amino acids. Lineage: Eukaryota; Metazoa; Chordata; Chondrichthyes; Myliobatiformes; Myliobatidae. Gene Ontology annotation, molecular function: arylsulfatase activity.
CAGAGCACAUUUCUUCCUCCUUUACCCUCACCAACUGUGGCUGGAAGAAGAACGUUCCAUAAUUGUUUCAGGCUAGUGUCAUGAAGACGACUAGCAGUGGUGACAGAAACGUUUAUUCCAAUCUAAAUUUCAACAGAUGCUGCCUGACUUGCUGAGUUCCUCCAGCAUUUUGUGUGUUAUUCUUCGAUUUCCAGCAUCUGUAAAAUCUCUUGUGUUUAUGGAUGACCUGCUAUGGUGGACGACCCCAACAGACUCCAAGUGUUGUCCCACCUGGAAGGACUGUUUGGGACCCUGAAUGGAGUAAAAGCAAGAUGAUCGUGAUCUGAUGGUUGUGAAGCUUUGACAUAUAUCAGGAAAAGAUCUUUGACCUAAGGAAAUGGAAGUUUUCUACUUGCUGAUCAUCAUCACGACAGCACUCAUCAGUGGAUUAUUUUAUUGCAACAUUGACAUCGAUGAAGCUCAAGAUGACAGCCAUUUGGGAAAGCCAAACUUCAUCAUCAUUUUGGCUGAUGAUAUUGGAUGGGGAGAUCUUGGUGCAAACUGGCCAUUUACUAAAGAAACACCAAAUCUGGAUAAGAUGGCUAAGGAUGGGAUGAGAUUUGAGGACUUUCAUGCUGCUGCAUCCACUUGCUCCCCAUCUCGGGCUUCGCUGCUGACGGGGCGCUUGGGCUUACGGAAUGGUGUUACCCAUAAUUUUGCUGUAACCUCAGUUGCCGGCUUACCACUAAAUGAAACUACAUUGGCAGAUGUUCUAAAGGAAGCCAACUACUCCACAGCACUCAUUGGUAAAUGGCACCUUGGACAUCAUGGCCCAUAUCACCCUAACUUUCGUGGAUUUGAUUACUAUUUUGGAAUUCCUUACAGUAAUGACAUGGGUUGUACAGAUGAUCCAGGGUACAAUAUUCCUCCAAGUCCACCGUGCCCCAGGGAUUCCAUCCUGGAAAGCUGUAAUAUCAAUCCAUGUACUAGAACUAUAGCACUACCUCUUCUUGAAAACCAAAAGAUUGUAGAACAACCUGUUAAUCUCAGCAGCCUCACAGAGAGAUACGCCGAAAAAGUUAUACAUUUCAUUCGGAAGGCCAGGGAGAGAAUGCAUCCAUUCUUCUUGUACUUUGCUCCGGCCCAUAUGCAUGUUCCUUUACAGUACAAUUCACAUUUUUCUAACACCUCUACACGUGGUCCAUAUGGAGAUGGUCUACGAGAGCUGGACCAUGCAAUUGGCCGGAUAUUGGAAGAAGUUAAUGCAGAUUUGCAAAAUAACACACUAGUGUGGUUUGCAGGUGACAAUGGGCCUUGGUCUGAGAAAUGCGAAUUUUCUGGAAGUGUUGGACCAUUUAAAGGAACAUGGCAGACACAACAAGGUGGCAGUUCAGCUAAGAGGACUACAUGGGAAGGUGGCCAUCGAACACCAGCGAUAGCUUAUUGGCCAGGAAAAAUCCCAAGUAACACAACAAGCAGCUCACUGCUUAGCACAUUGGAUAUAUUUUCUACUCUGAUUUCACUAUCAGGAGCAAGCCUGCCUCCAAACAGACGUUAUGAUAGUUUGGAUAUAACAAAGGUGUUGUUUGGCCAAUCCCAAAGUGGUCACCAGGCUCUCUUCCAUCCAAACAGUGGAGCAGCUGGGCAAUAUGGGGACCUGAAGACUAUCCGUCUAAGGCAGUACAAGGCUUUCUACCUGACAGGUGGUGCCAAAGCUUGCAAGGGUGAAAAGGGGCCGGAACAGCAACAUGAACCACCUCUGAUUUUCAAUCUUUUGAACCAUACAGCAGAAGACCAGCCACUAGAUCCUCUUAGUCCUGAAUACCGUGCUGUGUUCCCACAAAUCCAGAGGAUGCUGAACAAUAUCCUUCAGGACAUCUCCACAGAUAACACCUCCUUGGUUGAUUACUCACAUGAUCCAGCAGUAAUUUUAUGCUGCCAACCAAAGCAUGUAGUGUGUAGGUGUGAUAAUGUAACUUAGCUCUCUUUGUAUAUUUUAAUCAUUAUUUUCACCAGAUGGUUGGUGAAAUGACCGUAAGUUUCAUUAAAAUGUAGAAAAUAACUUCUAAAAAUAGCAAAUAAAGAGGUCUUAGUGGUGAGUAUUGUACUUAAAGUAACAAAAAUACCUUUAAUUAUAACUUCUUAUAUAAGAAGAUACUCUGGCCAAUUAUAGUACAGUAGCAAGAACAUUUUAGGUAAUUUUGCAAUGGAAAUGUCUUACAUGGAAUACAAUUGAAAUCAGUAGGCUGGUGUCAGUCAACAGUGCUCUCCUGUACCACCAAGAAAGCCAAAGUUGCUGAGAGGAAUAAGCAGGGCUUUUGAAAGGGAGCAACAGGCACAAAAUGCUGGAGGAACUCAGCAGGUCAGGCAGCAUCUAUGGAAAUGAAUAAACAGUCGACGUUUUGGGCCAAGACCCUUCUUCAGGACUGGAAAAGAAGAGGGAGGACGACAGAAUAAAAAGCUGGGGGAGGGGAAGGAGGAGCUAGAAGGUGAUAGGUGAAGCUGGGUAGGGAAGGUAAAAGGCUCAAUGAAAGGAAUGUGAUAGGAGAGGAGAGUGGACCAUAGGAGAAAGGGAAGGAGGAGGAGACCCAGGGGAAGGUGAUAGGCAGGUGAGGAGAGGUAAGGGGCCAGAGUGGGGAAUAGAAGAAGAGGGGAGGGGAAGGAAAAUGUUUUUUGCUUGAAGGAGAAAUUGAUAUUCAUGCCAUCAGGUUGAAGUAUACACAGAUGGAACAUGAAGUGUUGCACAGCCAGCCUAGGGGUAGCCUCAUUGUGGCACGAGUGGAGGUCAUGGACCAACACGUUGGAAUGGGAAUUAAAAUCUUUGGCCACUGGGAAGUUCUGCUUUUGGGAAUGGAGUGGAGGUGCUCGAUGAAGCGGUCCCCCAAUUUACAAUGGGUCUCACUAUCGUGAAGGAGGCUGCAUUGGGAGCGCCAGACACAAUAAACAACACCAGCAGAUUUGCAAGUGAAAUGUUCCCUCACCUGAAAGGACUGUUUGGGGCUCUGAAUGGAGGUGAGAGAGGAGGUGAAUGGGCAGGUGUAGCACUUUGGCUGCUUGUGUAGAAACAGUGUGUAGAAUAUAAUUCAGAAGAUGUAGUGAUCAAACUUUAUGGUGCUCUAUUCAGGUAAAACUAAAUCUUCACUUCAGGAGGUUGGUAAUAGGUUAGUAGGUUAGACACUAUAUUAGUUAGAUUUUUUUUAUUAUUAAUUGCUCACAGUAUCAGAACUAUGUUGUUUAAUGUUUGUUCCUAAUUUCUUGAAUCUAAGUGUUUUACCAAAUAAUGCUUAGUGUCAACUACAUUCUGUUGGUUUGGAAUUCAGAUCAGGUAAGGACACAGAUUUCCUUUCUAAAAUCCAUAAAUGAAUCAGUUGCGUUUUAACAGCCAACAGAGGACAUAAGGUGGCUGCAAAGGGAUAGAGAUAGGUUCAACAAAUGGACAAAGUUCUGGCAAAUAGAAUAUAUGUGAAAUUCCUUCAGAUGCAUAAGUUUCCUCCUGAACUCCAGGAAUGUGCUAGUUAGUGGGUUAAUUGGUGCAGUGCAUUGCCUCUGGAAUGGAUGAGUGUAGAACAAGAAGGUGGGGUUGAGGAGCAAGUGAGAGGGAAUAGGCUAAAAAGAAAUGAGUGAACGAAUGGGAGUGGUAGGAUCGCUCCAAGUGCCAACACAGUCUCGAAGAACUGAAUGGCCUCCCGUGUUGUAAAAGCUUGAAAAUGAAGUUGUCCAUUUUUAUAGGAAAAAUAAGAAAAGUGUCUGUUAUAUAAAUGGUGAGAGAUUGCAGCAUUCUGAAAAGUAGAGAUCUGAAUAGGUGUAUAAGACGAUGAGAGGCAUUGAUUGUGUGGAUAGUCAGAGGCUUUUUCCCAGGGCAGAAAUGGCUAGCACGAGAGGGCGCAAUUCUAAGGUGCGUGGAAGUAGGUACAGAGGAGAUGUCAGGGGUAAGUUUUUUACGCAGGGAGUGGUGAGUGCGUGCAGUGGGCUGCCGGUGAUGGUGGUGGAGGUGGAUAUGAUAGGGUCUUUUAAGAGACUCCUGGACAGGUAUAUGGAGCUCAGAAAAAUAGAGGGCUAUGGGUAACCCUAGGUAAUUUCUCAGGUAAAGACACGUUUGGCACAGCUUUGUGGGCUGAAGGAGCUGUAUUGGCCUGUAGGUUUUCUAUGUUUCUAUGAAUGCUUAAGUACAUGAUUUAUAAAAGGCCAUGAUGUAGUUAUAGCAAACACCUAGAAAAGCUAACAAUAUUAUUGCUUUUAGCAAAGAACUGAUUACCAAAAUAGGAAAGUAAGACCUCAGUUACAUGGGACAUUGAUGAGACUAAACCAGGACCACAAUGUACAGUAUUGUUCUCCUAACAAGGAAGAAUGUUCAUUCAUUGGAAAAAGUCAAAGAAAGUUUACUUAACUAAACAACACACACAAAAUGCUGGAGGAACUCAGCAGACCAGGCAAUAACUAUGGAAAAGAGUAAACAGUUGACGUCUUGGGAGAGGGUCUUGGCCUGAAACGUCGACUGUUGAUUGUUUUCCAUAGAGGCUGCCCGGCCUGCUGAGUUCCUCCACCAUUUUGUGUGUGAUGCUUGAUUUUCCAGCAUCUGUAGAUCUUCUCUUGUUUACUUAAGUCUGGGAUAGGUGGGUUGUUGUAUAUUGAAAAGUCAGACAAGCUAGGCUGAAGUUUAUAACUGUGAGAAGGACAUAACUGAAACAUAGAUGAUCCAGCGAGGUCUUGGUAGGAUAGGUGUAAAGAGGAUAUUUCCUGUUAUUGUAGCGAGAUCUUCAGGCAAACAAGUCCAGAUGUGGAGUAAACGAGAGACUCAAAGAUAGAAAGUAAUGACAAGGAUUAAUUUGAAGAACAAAACAGAGGAAUAACAAAUGACUCCGAGCAUACUUACUUAAGAGAGCUAGAGUCCACAGAAUAUUUGUUCACUCAGGUCUCAGUGAUGAAAGCUAGUUGUGGCAGGCCUCAAUACUGCAUAUAGCAUGGGAAGUUUAUUUACAUUAUAAAUAACCAUCUUUCUUCUUGUGAUCUAUAGUAAUUUUUUUUUCUGUCAUUAGUUACUCUUUCUUUUACAUUAUGCAUGUAAAAUGGGAUGGAUGUUUAGGAUAUUUGCUGUCCUAUUGCUCUUAUUCCAUGUUUAAAAAUCAUACUGUAUCUCACACGGUCUGUAUAUAUAUCUCACAAACUCUAGUUUCAUAAUCGAUAAUGUCAGUUACCAUAAUGAUAUUGUAAAUGGGGAAAAAUAAAUGGCACAGCUCCUGUUUUAAUUGAAUUUGAGUCUCUGAUAAUGGUUGCAAAACUGGGUGAAAUGUGUUCACAUGCUACAACACGCAAGCUCUGUGGAAAAUCUGAGAGCAAGCAUUUUGACUUCCUGCUCUGUCAAAGUAUCCUACA